AUGCGCCGUGGAGCAGGGUGCCCUCGUGACCCAGGUGUCUGCGUCUCACUGCCCCGCCAGGUCUUCGUGUUCGACGUGGGGAAGAAGGCCUGGGAAUCCUACGAGUGGUCCAAGGUGACGACCGUGGCCGCCUUCGGGCGCUACGACGCGGAGCUCGUGUGCCACGCGCACGCCAGCGGCGCCCGCGUCGUGCUCAAAGGUGAUGUAUCUCUCACGGAAAUGGUUGAUCCCGCUAAACGAGCAGCCUGGAUAUCCCAACAAGUGGAUCUCGCCAAGAAACAGUAUAUGGACGGAAUUAAUAUAGACAUAGAGCAGGAAGUUAAUGAAACCUCCCCUGAGUAUUACGCAUUAACGGCGCUUGUUAGAGAAACUACCGAGGCUUUUCACAGAGAAAUUCCAGGAUCGCAGGUAACGUUCGAUGUGGCCUGGUCCCCGGCCUGCAUAGACAGAAGGUGCUACAACUACACUGCCAUUGCGGAUGCCUGUGAUUUCUUAUUUGUGAUGUCGUAUGACGAGCAGAGCCAGAUCUGGAGCGACUGCGUCGCCAAGGCCAACGCUCCUUAUCUCCAGACUCUCAUUGGCUAUGAAGAAUACAUUACUAUGGGCAUUGAUCCCAAGAAGCUUGUGAUGGGUGUUCCCUGGUAUGGCUAUGAUUACAUCUGCCUAAACUUAUCUAAGGAACAUGUUUGUUCCCUUUCCAAAGUCCCUUUCCGCGGGGCUCCGUGCAGCGAUGCUGCAGGGCGCCAGGUUCCCUAUGGAGCAAUAAUGAAGGCGGCCAAUGGCUCCACGUCGGGAAUCCUGUGGGAUGAGCUGCAGAAGUCUCCGUUUUACGAAUACAAGGACUCUCUCGGUCACUUCCACCAGGUGUGGUACGACGACCCCCGCAGCAUCUCCUUAAAAGCAGCCUACGCCAAGAAGCGAGGUUUGCGGGGCAUUGGCAUGUGGAAUGGGAAUAGUCUCGACUACUCGAAGGAAUCUGCUGCAGAGCAGCAAACUGAAGCCAUGUGGAAAGCCUUGACACCAUAAGAACUAUAGGAAAUUGUGAACCGCUUGAUUGGGAAUGAGGGAAAUGGGUAUUUUUGUCAUUUAAUGUAAUGGAUUUUGACUUUCUAUAAAUACGAGAGCAGCCAAAGCUGUGAGAACUAACCAAAGUCAUUGUUGUUUUGCAUGGAAAGCAGUAUUUGGGUACUUGCCCUCRUUUUGGUGCUGCUUUUGAAGAACUGCUUCUCUCUCAUUUUUCACACCUUCUGUAAAUUCAGGGAGCACCUGACCCCAGUGAAUAUGUGGUAGUAAGUGGAUGUAGUGUGAAUUUACAGCAGGGCUGGACGUCGUUGCUCUGGGGUGCCAGGGUGCAGAGGAACCGGGGCCGGGGCCUUCUGCCUCCCACCCCUGGCUGGAUUUUAGCUGCAAGGGCAGAGUCUGGGAGAAAGAGGCGGCUGCCUACGUGUACCUGGGGAAACUWGGGCUUGAACCUGAGUCCUGUUCUAGAAACAGACCGAUUAAAUUAUGUAACACUAAUAAUUCCCAUUAAGAUUUUUAGCAGACUCUUUUUUUUYCAGUAGAGAAUAUGCAGUAAACUCCUGGUUCACUGUGUGAGAGUCUGUAUCACUGCAUCAUAUGUGAACUUCUCAGUUUGAAAUUCCAAAAAUCUAGGAAUCUCUCU
Molecule: messenger RNA, 1663 nt
Organism: Nothoprocta perdicaria
Lineage: Eukaryota; Metazoa; Chordata; Aves; Tinamiformes; Tinamidae
Gene: CTBS
Product: chitobiase
Exons: 6
Coding region: 1-1026 (341 amino acids)
Biological process (GO): chitin catabolic process; carbohydrate metabolic process
Cellular component (GO): extracellular region
Molecular function (GO): chitin binding; chitinase activity
Source: RefSeq, a predicted model, not a curated record